AUGUCGUCAUUUAUCUGUCCACUUUGCACAACGAAUAGAGAUUUUGUAAAUUUCUUCAAACUAUUUCGUCACAUAACACUCUACCAUCAAAGUGAUCCAAAUUUUGAAAUCAAAUGUGAUUUGCACAACACCUGUGGUGUGUUUUACAAAAAAUACUCCGCCUACAAAUCGCAUGUAUAUCGAAAACACUCGACGGAACUCCAUUCAUCAGCAAACGGAAACACUUCUAUCGAUGCGAUCUCUAUCGAUAAUUCACAACUAAAUAAUUUCGAUACUACAACUGCAACUGAAUUUGCGAACGACGACGAGAGCACCGAAUCCACUGAUGCAUGUGACGAAACAGAUUCAAUUUUAUCAAAUGAUAAUGAUGCAAUAUCUUAUUUCUCAAGCGAUCGCAACGAAGAAAUUGUUGGUUCAAUCAAAGAUAUUAAAAACUCAUUUGUCAUGUUUAUUUUACAACUGCGGGAAGAAUUCUUGUUACCCAAAAAUGUAACAAACAUUAUUUCAACAUAUAUUACCUCAUUAAUUAAUCACAUUGAAAUAUUAUUACAGGAAAAAACGUUCGAUUUUUCCGGAAACAGUCCUUUGUCUGCAUCGUUAAUUCCUCGGAGUGAUUUCGGAAAAUGUAUUGAUUUCAAUCAAUUAAAAUUGGUUUUCGAUGAUGUUUGCAAUGGAAUUGAAUUGAUAACGAAAAAUGAGUACCAAUUCACCAAAUAUUGCGAAGAAUAUUUCAAUUUUACUUCUCCAUUGGAAAUUCCUGUAUCAUCUGUUCCUGGUGACACUGAUUGUGGUUACUUUAUCCCGAUUGACAACAGUUUGUCUUCGAUGCUUGAAUCUCAGCAAUUUUCUGAUGAAAUUCUCGAAAAUAUUCAUCAAAAACAAACAAUAACCGAAUUGGAUAAAGAUUUAAUGUUUUCAAUCCGAGAUAGUUAUCAUGGUUUGGGAUUGGAUGACAAUCAUUUAUUAAUUCAACUGUACAUCGACGAUAUCGGGUUGACAAAUCCGUUAGGAUCGAAACGUGAUCGACAUAAGAUGAGCAUGGUCUAUUUUACACUGGAAGACAUACCGGAAAAAUACAGAUCGAAGCUUGAUUUCAUUCAACUUGUUGCAAUCUGCGAGAGUAGAAUCUUGAAGCAAAUAUGUUUUGUAACAUGUUUGGAGUAUAUCAGAACGUUUGGUUUAUUUGAGGAUCCCGUGAAAGCAACGAAUUUUUUCCGACCAAUAAUCGACAAUUUAAACGAACUGCAACUGAAUGGUCUUAUGAUCAACAACACUCUGUAUAAAUUUACGUUUUCAACUGUCGUGGGGGAUAACCUCGCAGCUAAUUGGUUAGGUGGUUUUCAGACUUGCUUCAGUAAUGGACAUUUUUGUCGAAGGUGUUAUAUCGAUUAUAAGGAUCAAAGUUUAUUGAUCCCAUUAUCGCAAAUUAAACUGCGAACAAUGUUUGAUCACGAUUUAAUAGUUCAACAGAUUUUAAAUGAUCCCAAUCGGUCGCCUGUAAAAGGUGUAGUCGGCCAAAGCCCUCUACACAGUCUUAUCGGCUUUCAUCCAACAACGUCGCUGCCUGCUGACUGCAUGCACGAUUUGCUAGAAGGAAUUUGUCCAAUAGUGAUGAUGUCACUUUUGAAAGAAGCUUCAUCAAAGCGUCUCAUAACGCAUGGUCGUAUUCAAGAACGUACGACUAACUUCCAAUACGGAUACUUUGAUUGUGCUAAUCGGCCACCACCUAUUCAAACGAAACAUUUACAAAAUGAACGUAUUGUGGCUACAGCAGCACAGAAACUUUGUCUUUUUAAGACAUUUCCAUUCAUUUUUUGGGAUAUAGUUGAUCGAUUAGAGUCAUUUAUCGUUUACAAGAUACUACGUGAAAUAUUGGAUUUGGUUUUGUCGUAUCCGUUUCGAACAAGCUGGUUGUCAGUUCUUGACGACUUAUGUGAUGCAUUUCAUCAUUUGAUGCUUAUACAUUUUCCUAACAAAAUUGUUCCGAAGAUUCAUUUCGUUCGUGAGUAUGGUCGAGUUGUGCGCGAUUAUGGUCCCGCUACACGCCACUGGUGCUUCCGGUAUGAGGCAAGUCACGCCUAUUAUAAAAAACUGUCGAUUAGAACCAAUAAUUUUAAGAAUACGCCUAAAAUGCUUGCCACACAUUUUCGUUUCAAGCAAUGCUACAAAUUUAGUCGUUUCUCGCCAUUAAGAAACACUUGUUAUCCCGUGGGAGUAAAAACAGUUCGAAAUUCAUCGCUCAACAAGGAAAUGAGAGAUCUUGUAUUUAAUCAUUUUGGUUGUUUUGAUUUUGAAGAGAAUUUAUUCCAGUGUCGCAAACUAAUCAAUGAAAAUAUAGAGUAUCGUCAAUCGGCUGUUUAUGUGAUGGGAUUAAGAGACACUGAUGAACAACCGAGUUUCGCUCAACUUGUUUUUAUUCUAAGAACAAGUGAAAAAUGGUGGUUAUUAGUUGACUCACUCGAAACCAAAUCUUUCGAUGAAGAUUUAUUCGCUUGGGAGAUCAAGUCGGUUGAUCGUUAUUCUCUCAUGGAUCCGUGUCAAUUGAAAUAUUGGCACAAAGGAUUGGAUAUUUACCAUGUCAAAGGAUCUAGUUUUGUCUCGUUCACCGCUCGAUUAACUCUCUAUUGA
Molecule: messenger RNA, 2628 nt
Organism: Adineta ricciae
Lineage: Eukaryota; Metazoa; Rotifera; Eurotatoria; Adinetida; Adinetidae
Source: the annotation of a GenBank genome assembly